Messenger RNA from Lindgomyces ingoldianus, 1222 nucleotides. RefSeq names its product Emopamil-binding protein. The record is from RefSeq and is a predicted model, not a curated record. The coding region runs from base 115 to 921 and encodes 268 amino acids. The transcript is spliced from 3 exons. Lineage: Eukaryota; Fungi; Ascomycota; Dothideomycetes; Pleosporales; Lindgomycetaceae. Gene Ontology annotation, cellular component: endoplasmic reticulum; membrane. Gene Ontology annotation, biological process: sterol metabolic process. Gene Ontology annotation, molecular function: cholestenol delta-isomerase activity.
UUUCUCGCUUCAGUGCUCUUUCCCCAAACCAUUCACCCACCGACGCGCCGUUGACGCCUGUCCGCGCAGCAGCUCGGUCAAGUAUCUACCGAGUUCUAGUGCCCGCGUGCAACAAUGGCUCGCGGCUCAGCCUUCUCCAAGGCACACCCUCCACCACCCAUUCCUCGUGAGGGAGCGCAAAUCGAUGCUACAACCAUAGUCUCACUUCUUGCUGUGGCUGUUGUACUCGGUGGCGCGUAUGGCACAUCUGUCAAGGUUCUGCCUUCUACUGCAACCAUCAAAACGCGAAUCUUGUUCGUCUGGCACCUCUUUGACGCAUUAAUCCACCUCGUCUUCGAAGGCUCCUUCCUCUACAACUGCUUCUUCGUGUCCUACUCGCUCCCGACUUCCUUCUCUGUCACGACGCGGCACCAUCCCCACAUCCGCCUCCUCACCCCGCCUGACGUGUACUGGCUCGGGGCCGAAGAUCGCUUGUACGGUGCCAAUUAUGGUACAGGCCCGUUUAGUAGGCUGUGGCAGGAGUAUGCGAAGGCGGACAAGCGGUGGGGAGGCGUGGACUUGACGGUUGUCAGUCUCGAGCUUCUGACUGUUUUUAUCGGGGUGCCAAUGUGCAUCUGGAUUUGUGAGCUGCUAAGACGGGAGGAAAGGAAGGGCGUGCUGAAGAGGUGGUUUUGGAUGUGCUUGCUGGCGACGGGGGAAUUAUACGGAGGGUUCAUGACUUUUGCCCCCGAAUGGUUGACGGGCUCGCCAAAUCUCGACACCUCGAAUUGGAUGUACCUUUGGCUCUACCUCACCUUCUUCAACAUGCUUUGGGUCAUCUUCCCGCUGUGGAUAUUGUUCGAAGCAUACCGAGCUAUGAGCUCAGCUAUGUCGCAAGCUGAGAUGGUGGAUUUGGUGAAUUACUUGAAGAAGGAUGACUGAGCUUACUUCGAAUCCCGAGGAUUAACACUGCGGAUUGUGUCGUUGAUCAACGAUACUCUAGAUUUGAUUAUACAUCUGAUAGUUCCUCCUCCGCCCCACGAAAGCCCCUGCUAAACAGGAGCUACCUUGACCGGUUCUGAUGUUUUGUUCAAACGGUGUCCUAUCUCUCCUAUCUCAUACAUGGCGAGGCUGUUUUGGCGAUUUUGGUGGGGUUUAAGCCCGCAAUUUUUGUCAUUCUCAAUACCAGGUUGGAUAUAUGUGUUUGGUAUUAUACCCCACCCGCAUUCCUGCAACUAUUAUU